Candidula unifasciata is the source of this 219-nucleotide messenger RNA. The record is from the annotation of a GenBank genome assembly. Lineage: Eukaryota; Metazoa; Mollusca; Gastropoda; Stylommatophora; Geomitridae.
AUGGAAGCCCUCUACAUCCAUAUAGCCAACAAGUUAGAAGGUCUACGCUUCGGCAAGUCCGGCCCCUCGGGAAAGAUCACGGACUUGUCCGAGCUGAAGUCCGCCGAGUUGUGGCGAGCGGUCUUCGCUGAGUUCCUGGCUCAGGUUUUGUUCAUCUUUCUGGGCUGUGCCUCAGCCAUGCGGAUUUCCGACCCAGGGUCGGAUGUAUACUUGAUAAAG